Messenger RNA from Radiomyces spectabilis, 1660 nucleotides. RefSeq lists its product as uncharacterized. The record is from RefSeq and is a predicted model, not a curated record. Lineage: Eukaryota; Fungi; Mucoromycota; Mucoromycetes; Mucorales; Radiomycetaceae. The transcript is spliced from 6 exons. The coding region runs from base 161 to 1555 and encodes 464 amino acids.
CCGCACUGUCUUUAUCGAUCUAUUUUGUGAGCGAGCAUUGUCAAAAGGAAACAAAUUUCGAUAUUGGCGGUACUUGAAUAUGAUUGCUUUCAUUUUUUGUUUCGAACGAUCAGGAAAAACCAUCCGACCGCCUUCCUUUUUUUGCCAUUGACGAUCUUGCAUGGCCGACCAAUCGUCACGUCCGCUACGCCGAUCGGCUCGACAAAGAAAACCAGUCAGCUAUGGAGAUACAGAAGUUUACGAAAUAGCGCCCAAGAGCACAACGGCUACAACAAGUACCAGAUCCAGCAAGGCGCAUGGUUCGAAAGGUUCAAAAGUUACCACACGUACCACGCGGAAGAGAAAAACGGCCGAUGUAAACGUCGACACUAACCUUGUAGGCGACUCAUUACAAGCAGAAUCUACAACAACACGUACAACGCGAAAGAGGAAAGCACCCGAUUCGGAAGAUUCAAAAGUUACCACAACACGUACAACCCGAAAGAGAAAAGCAGCCGAUGCAAACGACGACAUUAAUCUUGUAGGCAAAUCCCCACAAGCAGAAUCCUCCAUCGGCACGGCUAUUGCAGCCAACCCAAGGAGAAGUCGCCGUGUUUGUGCUUCAAAAAAAAAUGCCCAACAGAAGGAAGAGCAGGAACAGCCGAAAAAGCCCACGAAACGACAGGGAACUAGAAAGGCGACCGAACCUAUUGUCGAAGAACCUGCACAAGUAGUAACAUCUACUGACGCAGUCACCUUAAACAGCCCAAGAACACGUCGAAAGGGUCAUCGUGACCUCAAGGAGGCCGCUGAUAAAAAGAAGCCAAGCCAGCAGAAACCGAAAGAUCAGAAACAACCCAAUCGAAAGCAGCAACCGAAAAAGCAGAAGGAUUUGGAGAGAAACCGGAAUCAGCAGCAGGAGGUUUUGGAGAGGAACCAGGAUCAGCAACAGGAGAACUUGGAGCGGAACUUGAAUCAGCAGCAGGAGGAUUUGGAGGAUCAAUUAGAAGAAGAUGAUGAAGAGGAGCAGGUGGAAGAAGAUGCAUCUGAACCGGAAGAGUCAGCGGCGUCGUUCCCGACGCAUAUUGCUGAAUUCUUGUCACGUCAAGGUGUACCUGUGGAUACGGGUGCCCAUGCUUUGGAAACUGUUGUGGACCUUCGGGAUUCAGGUCGUAUUACUGCGUUUGAUGGAAAUCAGUUGAUGAUUCAAGAAGCACUCCGGUUAAACGAAGCGAUGCAGCAAGAAGCAGAAGCUCAAUUGGCUUGGAUCGAUGAACGUCUGAAGAUGAAUGAAACGUUAUCUAAAACCGUGCGUGAAUUCGCAGUACGUGAAACGGUGGCGAACCGAAAACGAGCUGAAAUCCAUAAAAAAUACCCCAUCCAAUACCAACCCUUUGUUGACCAACAGGGCCAGACUCCCUUUGAUUCCCUUGACUUGGAAGAAGAUAGCGACGAUCAAACAGCUUACCGUACCUCAAAAUCACGACCCUGGAACAUGAAAGAACGCAAAGCUCUCUUGGGAGCCAUUCACACGGAAGCUCGACGUAACAUGGCUUUAGAAUUUAUGGCACGGUAGGAGAUCAUCGAAAAAUUCUCGAUCUGGAGCAAAUUGAAGAUUCUGUAUUAGAAAAAUGCGCCGUUAAUAUGUUUGACUGGCAGCGUAUUAGCUCGCUUUACGUCA